Messenger RNA from Cynoglossus semilaevis (tongue sole), 4713 nucleotides. Its product is annotated as sodium- and chloride-dependent GABA transporter 1-like. The transcript is spliced from 15 exons. Lineage: Eukaryota; Metazoa; Chordata; Actinopteri; Pleuronectiformes; Cynoglossidae. The record is from RefSeq and is a predicted model, not a curated record. Gene Ontology annotation, cellular component: plasma membrane. Bases 427 to 2214 code for a protein of 595 amino acids. Gene Ontology annotation, biological process: amino acid transport; sodium ion transmembrane transport; nitrogen compound transport.
AUUGACGUACUGUGUCCCCCACGGCCCCGGGGCCUCAGUGGUCAGGAGAGAGCUGCAAUCAAAGUAGACACACAGGUCGAACUUUAUUAGCCACCACUCGAUACCAACCACAGGCUCCUCCAGGGACGAGGCGCGGCGGCACAAACGGAUUUUCACACAGUGGGAGUUGUUGUACUGUGGUUUCCUGCGGGCCUGUGGUGUCGGCGUUAGACUUUUGUGUUUGUUUUUUGCCUCAUUUUGGGGAAGUGAUUUGAAAUGUUUUAACUUUUAUGAUGGCAGCGUUGAAGCUAAAGACGUGAAGAUUACUCCUGAAUCGUUCCAGUCUUUGCAGGCAGCGUCCACAGCAGCAGCAGAAGAAUCGGUUCUCGGCUGCAGGGACAGACUCUUCAGACUCUCGGCACCAGAAGCUCUGUUGAAAUUCCAAGAAUGGGGAAAACUGGACAGAGCACAGUGGACUUGAACUCUCCCACAGAGGUCAAACAAGCAGUUCCUUUUGAGGAAGUGGGUCCUGCGUCGCCCCCUGCUGUCAAAAAGAAGAAAGACGAUGUGCCCGACCGGGGGAGCUGGAAGGGAAAAUUUGACUUUCUGCUGUCGUGUGUGGGAUAUGCCAUCGGCUUGGGGAACGUGUGGCGCUUUCCUUAUCUUUGUGGCAAGAACGGAGGAGGAGCUUUUCUGAUCCCGUACUUUCUGACUCUGGUGUUUGCUGGCAUUCCUCUCUUCUUACUGGAGACAUCUCUGGGUCAGUUCACCUCAGUGGGUGGACUGGGAGUUUGGAAACUGCUGCCCAUGAUGAAAGGUGUUGGUCUGGCUUCGGUGAUCCUGUCCUUCUGGCUCAACAUCUACUACAUCAUCAUCAUCGCCUGGGCGCUCUACUACCUCUUCAACUCUUUUCGAUCGGAGCUGCCUUGGCAAAGCUGUGACAAUGACUGGAACACGGAGAACUGUUUCUCCAACUACAGUCUGGAAGACACCACCAACCUGACGAGCGCCGUCACUGAGUUCUGGGAACGAAACAUGCACCAGCUCUCCAGUGGACUGGAGGAACCAGGGGAAGUACGUUGGCCGUUGGUGGGCACCCUGGCCCUGGCCUGGGUCCUGGUCUACUUCUCCAUCUGGAAAGGAGUGGAGUGGACAGGAAAGGUGGUGUACUUCUCUGCCACCUAUCCGUACUUCAUGCUCUUCAUCCUCUUCUUCCGAGGGGUCACUCUGCCCGGAGCCAUCGACGGCAUCCUCUUCUACAUCACCCCAGACUUUAAUAAACUCAUCAGCUCCGAGGUGUGGCUGGACGCGGCCACUCAGAUCUUCUUCUCCUACGGUCUGGGCCUGGGUUCGCUCAUCGCACUGGGAAGCUAUAACUCCUACAACAACGAUGUCUACAAGGACUCCAUCAUUGUUUGCUGCAUCAACUCCUGCACCAGCAUGUUCGCUGGGUUUGUCAUCUUCUCCAUCGUGGGGUUCAUGUCGUACAUCACCAAGAAACCUGUGAAGGAGUUAGCAGCCUCAGGUCCAGGUCUGGCUUUUCUGGCCUAUCCUCAGGCGGUCACUCAGCUGCCCAUGUCCUCUCUGUGGGCCAUUCUCUUCUUCUCUAUGCUGAUGAUGUUGGGCCUGGACAGUCAGUUCUGCACAGUGGAAGGCUUCAUCACGGCUCUGAUGGACGAGUAUCCCCGUGUGCUGAGGAGGAGGAAGAAGGUCUUCAUCCUCAUCGUCUGCUUCAUCUCCUUCAUCAUCGGCUUCUCCAACGUCACUCAGGGAGGCCUGUACGUGUUCAAACUCUUUGAUUACUACUCCGCCAGCGGCAUGUGUCUGCUCUACCUCGUCUUCUUCGAAACAGUCUCCAUAGCUUGGUUUUACGGAGCUGAAAGGUUCUACCAGGACAUCGAAGACAUGAUCGGCUAUCGACCGUGCGUCUGGUGGAAGCUCUGCUGGAUGUUCUUUACUCCGCUCAUUUGCCUGGGUGUGUUCACCUUCAGUGCUAUUGAGAUGACACCUUUGACUUUGGGGAAGUACGUCUACCCCCUGUGGGGACAGGUGAUUGGCUGGUUCAUGGCUCUGUCCUCCAUGAUUCUAGUCCCAGGCUACGCCAUCUACAUGUUCUGCUCCACCAAAGGCACCGUCAAACAGCGUUGGCGGAAGAUGACAACUUCCCAGGACGAAAAGCCAUCGGGGCAUGAAGCAUUUACAAACACAGGGAGCGUGGGCGAAGCUCCCGUCUAGACAGGAUUGUUCAGCUCAGAGAAUCCUCGCUGCCGUUUCCCUACGGUUGUACAGAAACACUGACGGUGUUGAAAUGGCAAUUGAGCAAAACGGAAUCUACAGUAAUUUAUAUUAAGACUUGACGUUAGACAGGUAAUUAUUUAUUUGUGUGGUUAAAAAAAAGUCUGUGCUCUAGAUGAAACGUCAGCUCCACAUUGCCCUUUGUACAUAAACCACACUUAAAUUACUGCUACUGUAAGUCUUUGCCCCGUGUGUUGACUCGUAGGCAACAUGCACAAAAUCAGUGUCGUCAGUGUAAACCAAUGUUGCACAGUUGAGUUCCUGAAAAAAAUAAAAAAUAAAAUUUCCAGUGACGUUGUAAAGAUGUGUAACCUAGAAAAAUAUUGUAUUAUUUAAAUAUAUGUAAAUAUAAUGGCUAUGGUAUAAAGGUUGUUUUUGAUUAAUUAGAUCAAAGUGGUUUUCGUAUCAAUUGGCACGGAUGGAAAAGGAAUAUUAAUUGGCUGUUUUAAUUAUAAAGUGUGUCCUAGAAAUGUUUGUUUUUUUCUCCCUGGUCAACACAACAAAUAUACAGCAAUAAAAUAAAAUAAAAACUCUUGGGUUGGGUCAGUGUGGAUCCCUUACAUCAUCAUUUAAAUUCUCUUAGCCACACAUAACUUCCUAUUUAGCUUUUCAUCUAAAAAAUGUUUUUUGACUUACUAUGAAAGAUUACACUAUAUGCUGACGAUAUUACCACUGCUCCCAUUCUUAAUCAAAAUAUAAACCAUUCCAAUCGUAAACUCGGUCCAGUCCAAGAAUCACUGCUGAUGACUGUGGUGACGAGACUUAAAUCAUCUUUAAUAGCAUGUUGAUAUACAGGGAGACAGGGACUCAGAAUCCACUGAGAGAAGUGAUGGAACUUUUACACUCACUUUUAAAACGUCCCAUUUUUUUCCCAAACGUGUGAGCAAACACAGUGUCGACGAGCCGGGUGAUCGUCACUCAUGAAGCAGUGCACUGAUAUGGCAGAGCCCUUUUUCAAAAUUCACUCAGCACACACUACAGCACUGUGGCAUCAAAGUCCGCUCUACAGUUAUGCUACAUUUAUCUCCUUUCGGACCAAAGUAAUCUUAGGGUUUCUCAUUAACACGUCUCACACGUGUGCUCUUAACGCACAGAAGAAAGAAAACAAAAAAAAACAAUUGCAUUUUUAAUCACCCGAAACGCUUCAACACAUUGUCAAGUAGGAAAAACAGUGCAGUCGCACAAAGACACGGCAAACAGAACUGAGGAAAGACAAGUCCGAUUUGUCCCGCAUCGGGUCAAAAACGGCAUAUUUUGUUUUGUGGCGUCCAUCAUGAAUAAGACUUUAAUUUUUUUUCAUCAUUCAACUCCUGCUACUGUGCUCAAAGCAAAUCCAUGCACCGAGAAACAAGUAUCAAAUAUCUUCCAAACAGCUGUCAUGCACAGGAAGGAAAAACUACUAGAACCUUAAUUUAGAUUUAAAUUAUCAAAUGAGAAACUAUCAUAGACUUGGGAGUUUAUUAUGUGUUCAAAUGUGUACUCAUAAAUGGCUAAUGAAACAUUUCAAUUGAUAAUGACAUCAAAGUCAACUAGAGGGGGCGUAGUUGGAUUCCAAAAUAGAAAGAAAAAAAAAUCAGAACCUGACAAAAAAAAACCUUAAAAUAUUUAAAAUUGUCCGUAUAUCAUCCUUGAGGCUUUUACAUUCUGUGUGAAUUUAUUAAGCAAAAAUGUUGGUGGUAUUUCUUUCUUUGUCUAUCACAUGCUACACAAUCGAACCCCUGAAGCAUCUCUCAUCAGGCACAGCUAAGCUAAGCUAAACAGUUUAAAGAUUAAUAGUUUAGAGUUAGCUAAAAGCUUGGUUUUACAAAGAAAAGCCAAGUAGUUAUGUUAGCAAAUAUAGAGCAAAGUAUCUAAACAUUAGCUAAGAAAAGCAAAUGUUAGCAAAAUAGCUAAUUUUAGCAUGCUAAUCAUUUCAAUUGGCCCAACCAUUAAGAAACAACUAUGGGUAGCCAAAACAGUUAGCCAAAAGCUAAUACCCUUAAAAAGUUGUGCUAAUCAAACUGACAAGUAUUUCAUUUUCCCAUAAAUAUUAAUAAUACUGCAGUUACCUUGGUAAUGUGAGUGUUAAAAUGUCAUAGCUACAUAGCUAACACACAAAGUGAACCAACAGUCUUUUCAGUGAGUGAAUGUGGAGAGGACAGAGAGAUGAGACAGAGACAUCCCUGCAGUGGUGUGACUCUAUAAAUCAUCAGGUCAGAAGGACGGAGGUCAGAUUAGAGAUUAGAGAUUAGCGCUAACCCAACAAUCAUUCCACUCUCCCCGCUGUUUAGAAGAUGAUGAUCUGGUGACCUCUUAGAUAACAUAUAAAAUAUAAAGGACAACUGAGGGAGCAGUAGUAUUUGGAACAGGCUGAAAUCUUUUUAUCCUUUUGCUAGCAUGUUAUGUUAGCCAUUUUGUCUUUAUUUCUGUUGUAGAUUGAAUUCAUAUCCAGUUCCUCUU